Messenger RNA from Micropterus dolomieu (smallmouth bass), 2169 nucleotides. RefSeq names its product ephrin-A1b (gene efna1b). The record is from RefSeq and is a predicted model, not a curated record. Gene Ontology annotation, molecular function: ephrin receptor binding. Gene Ontology annotation, cellular component: plasma membrane. The coding region runs from base 178 to 882 and encodes 234 amino acids. The transcript is spliced from 4 exons. Lineage: Eukaryota; Metazoa; Chordata; Actinopteri; Centrarchiformes; Centrarchidae. Gene Ontology annotation, biological process: ephrin receptor signaling pathway; axon guidance.
UUGGCGAACAACGUCACUUUAAGCUGUCUUCAUUAUUACUCGGACCGUAAAAUCCACGAUUUGUGUCCGUACGCGUAUUUUACGCAUUUAAAUCUUAUUAUUUCAACUGAAACAUUUUAAAAUUAUCACUUACCAGCUGAACUUGAUAAGCUAAGCUUCUUGUGGAGAAGAGGAGUUAUGGAUAUGGUGUAUCUAGUGUGUUUGGCGCUGAGCAUCGGUGUUUGGUUCGCCUCUGCGGACAGACACAGCGUCUACUGGAACAGCUCGAACCCAAACUUCCUGUGGGAUGAGUACGCAGUGGAAGUGCAUAUCAAUGACUAUCUGGACAUCAUCUGCCCCCAUUACACCCACGGCGAGGUGUCAUUGCAUGCAGCUGAGCGCUACAUGCUGUACAUGGUGGAGAAGGAGGACUACGAGGUGUGCAAACCUCACUCCUUCGACCAGCUGCGUUGGGAGUGCUCGCGGCCGUUCGCUCCCCACGCUCCUGAGAAAUUCUCUGAGAAAUUCCAGCGUUUUACUCCCUUCACCCUGGGAAAGGAGUUCAGACAGGGAGAGAGCUAUUAUUAUAUCUCCAAGCCAAUGCAUCACCAUGGCCAGGAUUGUCUAAGGCUGAGAGUGGAUGUUGUUGGGCACAAAGGCUCUGGAAAGACCCAUUUAGAUAAAUCCAAGGCAGGUGAUACAGGGAAAACCAUGGAUGAAGGAAAAGGAAAGUUUCCUGCUGCUGGAGGAGUUCACAACCCCUCUAACCGGCUCCCAGCAGAUGACCCUGCUGUGAUGGAGCCAAACGUCCAGAGGAGCAUCGGCAGCUCAGGAGCACAGCUGGUGUCCCUUCCAAUCUUCUUUACAACGAUCCCAGUCCUAUUAGCCCUGCUGCUACACUAAGGCAGACCGAGACGCCAUAACAGAGACAAUGCUAAACCCGAUGCUGGUCAUUGGGACCAUGAACACUAAGAAAUUUUUUUAUAUACAGAUUUUUUUAUUUGAGCAUGGAGAGUGCCGUCAGUGUGUGUUUGCGUGUGUUUGUUUGUGUGAGUGUGGGACGUGGAUCGUUUCCAAAGACGAGGACCUCAAAGAUGUUUUUCUAUUACUUUGUUAUGAGGAUGGCAAUUGCCAUUUUUUAUCAUUUAAGAUGCACACUGUUUUUGAGUCAUAAGGAACAAAACUGCAAGCAAACAGAUCAAUAUACUUAAUGGAUUAAUGUCAAAUUGAAAAUGACAAGAGGACAUUGUCUUCAUUUUCCUGUGAAUUUAAAAUGCUCACAACAUAGGUACAGAUUUGCAUCAUGCUCCUCAUCUCCAACCAUUAAUGUCAUUAUUCUUCCUCUACAUGUAUAGAGAUUAUUAAGUCUGUGUAUUGAAAAUGUUGUCGUCUACGGCCAAAUUGGUUAUGUAGGAUUUUUGUCAUGUUGUUGUGUAGCACUCGACUGACUGUGAUACAGUAGGCUAUCUAUUUGAGUCUCUCAAAGCACCAUUGUCACAUUCACACUAUACAAUAUAUAAAAGCAGACAAUUUGAUUCAGGUCUGGCAGUUUAUAUGAACACCAUAGAAAGUAUCUGGCGUUACACAUCAAUUCAGUUAUAAAACAAUACAAGUAAACAAAUAGUCUAAUCCAGAUCAGUGGUUCUCAAUCGGGUUUUUUUGGCUCUUAAAGUGAUGCCCACUGCUCCUCAUGCAGAAAGUAUUAUUUUUGAAGUUUGUUUUGAAGUUUAUUUAAAGUUUUUUUGACAUUUGAUAGGUAUUUCAUCAGAAAAGUCAGACGGAAUGCAUCAGAAUUCAUUUGGAUCAAAGAAAUUAUAUUUAUUUGGUGUCAAAUGUCCUUGCCAGUCUAACGUUCUCAUGAGGUUGAGAGCCACUGAUCAAGAGAACAAAACAGACACAGGUUUUAGGGAGCUGAGCUUCUUCAGUACUUCUGGGUAUUCACUGAUUUCUAUACUGUCUUGACAGUAUCAUGGUACACUGGCUGAUGUGCAGAUGUGAUUUCACUUGCAUGUUGUCAAUCCUCAAGUUGAAGGGACUUCCCAGAAUGCAUUUACAGUUGUUUGUUUUCUUGUUGAACUUGCUUGUGUCAUUUUAUAAAUGUUUAUAUGUACAUUUGUAUAUACAGAAAAAUCUAACAAACCGUUUUAAGAAGUGAAACAUCUUUAGUGAAAUAAAAGAAUUGUGAUGUCA